Oryzias latipes (Japanese medaka) is the source of this 720-nucleotide messenger RNA. NCBI's taxonomy places the organism in Eukaryota, Metazoa, Chordata, Actinopteri, Beloniformes, Adrianichthyidae. The record is from RefSeq and is a predicted model, not a curated record.
CGCGGAAAAACGGAGGAUAAGAAAACUAAAAUCAUGCCUGGUUUAGCCACUGAGCUAAGACAGCUUAUCGAAGGAGAAACUAAAUCUACAAGGAGACACAAAGUCUUAAUCAAAUGGCUGCAGAAGAAAAGACUUCUAAGAAGACGGAUGAGAUGCAAAGAAUGCAAACACAAGAUGAAAUUCGGGGAAUCAGUCUGUGUGGAUAACUAUGCAUGGAUUUGCAAACACCACAGCCACAAAGGAAGGAAACUGAAGAGGUCUGUUAGACACAAAUCUAUAUUCAGCAAAUCAAAGGUCUCCCUCUUCAACUGGAUGCGGUUUCUCUACAGAUUUGCACAAGGCCUGCGCCUACGUCAAGUGGACAUGAUAAGUGACGACAUUUCUGGGAGCUCAGCAACACUGUCCAAGAUGGCUCGAAAGCUGCGAGAUGUUUGCACCACUGCAAUGGACAGAUAUCAGCAAGCAAGAGGCCAGUACAUCGGGGGGCAGGAGCAGUUUGUCACAGUUGAUGAGAGCCACUUUAGACAUAAAAGAAAGUAUGGACGGGGACGAAUGGCUGGUGGGUGGAAGAGGAAGAAGUGGGUGUUUGGGAUGCUAGGUGUUGACCGGAGGGGGAGAAGACAUGCUAAACCUAUUCUUCGCUUGGUCGAGAGAAGAAGAAGGAGAGAUCUGGUGCCGCUUAUAGCUCACCAUGUUAAAGUGCACAUACUCAACACAUAG